AUGCAGUAUCCACUUGUCCUCGUCGCUGCUUUUGCUGCCGCCUGCAUCGCCACACCAACUGCAGCUCCUGCGAGCGUGCAGAGCAAGGACGAGAUGCCAACAGGGCUCUGCCCUAAAGAUCAGCUGGUUAUAGUCGACGGUUUAGGCUACUACCUGCCGCAAGCAGAGUGUUUGGUCCUGAAAGAAAGGUGUGGACAGCGAAACACGACUAAGCCAGCUGAGCUUAAGAAAUGCAUUACCAACACGCGUAUUUCCGAGAUUAAAGAAGCCCAGAAAGCUGUGCAGGACACGAAGCGCUCAAUCUAG
Metarhizium brunneum ARSEF 3297 is the source of this 306-nucleotide messenger RNA. RefSeq lists its product as uncharacterized. Lineage: Eukaryota; Fungi; Ascomycota; Sordariomycetes; Hypocreales; Clavicipitaceae. The record is from RefSeq and is a predicted model, not a curated record.